GUGAUCAAAUCCAUUAUAUUAGUGAAUAUAUCAUCCAUGGCAUCCAAGAUUCCUAGCAUAAAUUUUUGCAAUGCAAAGCUGAAAACAGGUAGUGCAGAGUGGGAGUCAACAAGAAGUCAAGUUCUCCAAGCCUUACAAGAGUACGGUUGCUUUGAAGCAAUAUAUGAUAAGGUUUCAAGUGAAACUAGAGAAGCCAUGUUUGCUAAUUCAAAAGAAAUCUUUGAAUUUCCAUUGGAGACCAAACUUAAAAACUUGUCAGACAAACCUUUGCAUGGCUACAAAGGGAUGAUUCCGAACCUACCAUCUUAUGAGAGCCUUUGCAUUCCUGACUUGCUCGAAUCUCAAAGUGUUGAAACAUUUGCCAAUAUCUUUUGGCCUAAUGGAAAAUCUGACUUUUGCAAUGCAGUAAGGAACUACUCAAAGCCGCUAAUGGAAUUGGAUGAAAUGGUGACAAUGAUGGUUUUGGAGAGUAUAGGGAUGAAAAAUUACAUAGAUGAAUUCUUGAAUUCCAGUUUUUUUCGUUUUCGAUUUACACGUUACAAGAAGUUGGCAGCUCAAAGUGAAAAAGAGAAUAAUAAACUUGGAUUGGUUGGCCACACAGAUGGUGGCUGGUUGACCAUAAUAUCACAAAAUGGAGUAAAUGGAUUGCAAGUUAAGAAAAAAGAAGAGUGGAUUGAUGUCAACAUUGCACCAAAUUCAUUCGUUGUUUUAUCUGGUGAUUCCUUCGUGGCAUGGACAAAUGGUCGAUUGCAUUCUCCGGUUCAUAGGGUAACAAUGGGCGGUGACAGUGAUAGGUUCUCCAUCCAGUUAUUUUCAGUACCAAAAUCAGAUUACAUCAUAGAGGCCCCAAAAGAGCUUGUGGAUGAACAACACCCUUUACUCUUUAAGCCCUAUGAUAUUACCGGAUAUUUUGAGUAUAUUGGGACAAAAGCUGGCGCCAGAGCCGGGGGCGAUGCUUUUAAGAUUUAUUGUGGUGUUUGAACUGUCGCAGU
This is a messenger RNA of Lycium barbarum (goji berry), 992 nucleotides long. Its product is annotated as probable 2-oxoglutarate-dependent dioxygenase AOP1. The record is from RefSeq and is a predicted model, not a curated record. The coding region runs from base 37 to 981 and encodes 314 amino acids. The transcript is spliced from 3 exons. Gene Ontology annotation, molecular function: dioxygenase activity. NCBI's taxonomy places the organism in Eukaryota, Viridiplantae, Streptophyta, Magnoliopsida, Solanales, Solanaceae.